AUGUCUCUAUUUCACACACCCUACGCCUUUUUCGUAUGGUUGGUGACGCUCCUCGGGUUGGGUGUCCCGACCGCCGCUCCCCCCGGCGUUCCAUCGCACUACUCUGGCGAGGCGCAAAAGUUGGCUGAUCCGAACUACGGUCCCAUCCCCGGCCUGUCAGACCAUUACAGCAGUUACUGGGGCGUUGAGAGGCCUUUCCCUGGCAACAUCACGGAUCCUGUGUUUCCGACCGAAGUUGGACCACCAGCCGAGGAUGAUCACACAUGGCAAAACCUGCUUUCUGCAGAGUGGAUCAUCUUUGAGUUUUACCAGCAAGGCAUCGAGCGCUUCACGGACGAAGACUUUGUCAAGGUCGGCAUGCCCAACAAUACGCGCCGGCGUCUGAUGGAGAUUCGCAACAACGAGGCAGGCCAUCUCCGCAUUUUCCAGAACCAGAUCUCGCCCACGUCCAUCAAGCCCGGCCCUUGCAAAUACAACUUCCCCUUGCAGGACCCUCGCUCAUAUCUCGCGUUCAUGUCGGUAAUUGAGAUCUCGAGCAUGGCGUUCCUAACUGGACUCGUACAAGAGGCCAAGUCCGUCAGUGCCCAGGGCGCCAUGGCUGCCAUUUCGCAAACCGAGACUCGACACGAGAUAUGGGCUCUGACGGAGAUCUGGAAGGUUAAUCCGUUUGCCGGCCCGUCAGACACGGUGUUCCCAUACGCCAAUCAGAUCCUGUACAGCACCCACAACCUGAUCGUUCCCGGUAGCUGCCCACUUGAGAACCCAGAGUAUCCGCAUCCCCGCCAGCUUCUUCCCGCGCUGUCCGCUGCGCCCGACACAAAGAGUCUUGCUCCGGGCGCCACCAUCACGCUGGCAUUCACGGACAAGGACAACCAACCGGUUUUUGACCCUCACACGCAGUACUAUGCCGUCUUCUUCCACAGCCUGCUAAAUGUCAGCGUUCCCAUUGACACCAAGGGUUUCCCAGGACGUCCUAUCGAAGCCACCAUCCCUGAUGUUUUCGAGACCAGGGGUGUCAUCGUGGCUUUGAUUGCGAACGAACCCGGUGCACCUACCAAGGAGUCGGUUGUUGCCGGCCCUGCUGUUAUUCUGGAACAGCCUGUGGAGUUGGGUCCUGAGCUGGUGCGGGGAGGGACGAACUGA
Messenger RNA from Thermothelomyces thermophilus ATCC 42464, 1143 nucleotides. RefSeq lists its product as uncharacterized. Lineage: Eukaryota; Fungi; Ascomycota; Sordariomycetes; Sordariales; Chaetomiaceae. The record is from RefSeq and is a predicted model, not a curated record. The transcript has a single exon. The coding region runs from base 1 to 1143 and encodes 380 amino acids.